AUGAAGCACAAAAAUUCUCUUGAUGAACAAAUAGCAAUGAAACAAAAGCUUUUGAACAUGAUGGAUAAACUUGACGAUGCAGAAGAGCAGAGAAGGAAACUUUUUAACGAUACCAAAAGGGAAAUAAAACUUCAGCAUCAACAGGUAAAAGCAGAAUUAGACGAGAAAAAGGAUGGGUUAAGGAAAUAUGUGGCGGAAACGUUGAGAGAUGAGAAGGCAAGUAUCAAGGCGAAAGAAGAAGAAAUUCUUCAAAAAGCAAUUCGAGAGAAGGAAGCGAAGAGAAAGGAAGACAUCGCCAUAAAACGGAUUGAUCGCCAAGAAGCAAUGGAUUCCAUUCAAAAGUUCUAUGAGAAUGAGCUGGAAUCAAAACAGAGAAGAAAGUUAGAGGAGAGGAGGACGGCAUUUAGAGAAAGACGGCAGAUUAUUGAUAAAGUUGAACAGUUGAAGAAAACAGAGGACGAUGUCGUACAGAAGCGCCAAGAUCUAAAGGACGAAGCUAGACACCUUCAGUUGCAUCAAAUAGCCAAAAAGAAUGAAGUUAAAAAAAGAGAAGAGAUGGAAAAAAUACGAGAAUAUAUGGGCCAUAUGAGAAGUUUGGACCAAGAAGAGGAGAUGUUUCAGAAGUAUGCCCAAGCUGAGAUUGCGGAUUGCGAGUCGAGAGGAUUGGACACUAGAGCCAUGAGAAAGAUAGCCAAGCCUGGCAUCGAAUGUGGCAAAGGACCUUUGUUCGAAAAACGUGGCCAAAUACGUCCAAAAUAUUACGCAUCAGUGGCUAAUCCGGAUGAUUUGCCGCAUACAAAGAAGAUUCAGAAGAAAAUUGAUACUAAGUCCAGACUUGGAUUUAUGCUUCCGUGA
This is a messenger RNA of Uloborus diversus, 855 nucleotides long. RefSeq names its product cilia- and flagella- associated protein 210-like. The transcript has a single exon. Lineage: Eukaryota; Metazoa; Arthropoda; Arachnida; Araneae; Uloboridae. Bases 1 to 855 code for a protein of 284 amino acids. The record is from RefSeq and is a predicted model, not a curated record.